Molecule: messenger RNA, 2817 nt
Organism: Chara braunii
Lineage: Eukaryota; Viridiplantae; Streptophyta; Charophyceae; Charales; Characeae
Source: the annotation of a GenBank genome assembly
GGCUGUUUGGGGCCUUUUGGGCCCAAUACCAGUUCUUGUCUUUGAAGAAGACUCUCACCCCCCAUGCUAUCUUAUUAAUAGUGACCCGAACAAAAGCCGGAAAGCGAGAGGGCCCAACUAGUCUGCCCCCUGGUAAAUGGAAAAAAAGAGAGAAGGAAAAAGAUAAAACAAAGAGGAGGCGAAGAUUAUGCAGAUUCUUUACACGUGUCAAUUGUGGAGCGAGUUCUAUCUUCCGGACUGACGUCAGCGCGUCAGUAUUCAUUAAGUCAUCUUGUGCAAGAUAUUAGUUGGAUCAACAGCUAUGUUGGCCGCAGGUCAGCCGGCCCUUGCUCUGCCUAGAAGCUCCUCCCCUGGGCAAGGAGUGUGUAAAUGCUCCCCAUUUACCGCAAUAAACCACAAUCUAGGCAAUGCUGCACAGUGCGGCAUUGACUUUCACAGUCGUUACUGCUGCAAUGAUGGAGGGGUAAUGGCAAUGCAGACACCUAGUCAUACGAGCAGUGGCGUUGUGGUCGAUUCCACGGCUACUUUCUGUAGCUUCGGAUUCCUCGGUAAGAGGAGACUGGCCCUCGGUGGCCGGCGGCUUGGUGAUUGGCAGAAGAGUUCAACUUUGCUGAUUCCGGCGGUGCACAGACAUACAACCUGGUUUUCCCAAACAGGGGCUCAUCAUGGAUGUCAUUCUCGAACACGGCAUCGGGGAAGAAUUAUGUUCCACCAUCGUCCCAUUCAUUCGUCUGAACUCCCCUUCUUUGUGGCAAUUCCAUCAGCGGGACUCGUCGUCGACAUUGGGGCUCGUGAGGGGUUAGCUACGCACCUUGCCCGACAAGCACCGCGUUUACGAAGUUCUCGGUGCAAGCUGAGCUUCGGCAGCCAAUCAUCACCUGACAGUGUUGCUUCUCUCGCCCCCGAACGGUCACCUCCUUUCAAUAUUUAUGACGACAAAGAAGUGGAGUUUUUCCAGGCAGGUCGCGAGCUCCAUUUGGACUUACGGCGGAAGAUAGAGAGCGAGGGUGGUGUGACGUUCAAGGACAACAAAGCGCCACCUGAGUUGACGUACAUGAGCAACCCUGACAACUUAGCUAGGGGGUCAUUUGUUCUGCGAAAUGGAGAUGGCGACGAAGUGCAUGCUAUGGUCGAGGGAGCUAUCCGCAUGGUGCGAGAUGGAAAAUCUAUCGGGACUUCAUUUUUUAGCCUCUGGAUGGGUCCAUCGACAGAUGCACCGCAUAUCAUGUUCGAGUGGUUCAUGUCGGAAAAACGCGUCUUUUUCCUAAUGGACCUUAAACCCCGCAGAGAUUUGGUUCUUCAUGUUGACUAUCUGGAUGAGGUGUAUAUGAAUAGUGGUUUGGAAGAACUCCGCAAUCGCUGUGACAAAGAUGAAAGGAUGAAGAAGUAUCAUUUGACGAGAUUAUACGCGCAGCAUUCGUUUUCGCCAUCGUACCUCGCAUACACGGUGGCAUUGUCAGAUGAUCCCAUCAACAAGGAUGAGGGUGGGGAGGAAGAUGGGGGGCCUAUGCCCAGGGCAUUGAGGGAGGUAGUGAGGCCCAUUGCACUCGAGUGUCUCGAUAUUUGGUUGUCGCUUCGAAGAAGUCGGGCAAAUAAUGUGUCGAGCAGCAGCGAUAGGGAAAGCCUGGCGAGGAGGGAUUACGUGCACCGUGCAGAAACUAUCCGGAGGGAGGAGGGACUCGAGCGGACUUUCGGGGUGGAGUUGGCUUCCAAACUCAAAGAUGCGAUCAAGUCGGUGUAAAUAAACCCAGCAUGUAAUAAGCACUGUCAGGUAAAAAGGACCAAGCGUGCAAAAGCACAAUUAUUGCUGAUCUUUUUGUUGCAGGGUUCUUUUGCUUUUUUCUAUUAAACCACCAGUACUUGGCCCAGCUAUCGGCUGCGGGGAAAAAAUAGAGUAGAAACAUUUCUAGCCGGAUCAGGCCCAGAUGAAUUUGGCCGCUCCUGUAGUUGCGCGUACAUGCCUUUUAAAUGGACAGGAAGUGCUGAGUAGGUCUGGGUAGUAGGUACUUAGGCAGUCUCCCACUGCCUGGAAAAUUCGGUUUCUGGCCCAUUGCGAAGCCUCUGGCUCUGAUUACUUAAUUGUCAUUCUUAUGCUUGCCGGUGAUAAGCAACCGGACUGGUGCCCUCCAGAACAUAAAGGGGUUGCUUUGUCUUUAAACAACAACAACAACAACAACAACAACAAAAAAAAAAAAAAAAAAAAAAANAAAAAAAAAAAAAAAAAAAAAAAAAAAAAAACGUUAUUCCAGUGUCACCGUUUUUGAGGGAUGGUCGUCGGCCUUGGCUGCUCUGGUACCUUCCAUUGUUUUUCUUGAUCCCGGGAUCUUCCCGGUUAUUUGUAGGACUCUUGAUUUGGAAUCUACGGCGGUACCUUCUUAGCUAAUAGCUAAGAUGUUUCGAGACGGUGCUAUCAGUGAUCUCUCUCUGGUUGUGAAGCCCCUGUCUGGUAGGUCUGCCUUGUAUGACGAAGUACUCUUGGCUCUGGUCUACGUCUUAAACCGCUAGUACACGGGCCCAGCCUUGCAGAAAGUUUUUUGUCGCCACAAGCAAAACGCGGAGCCACCGCGCGGCCAGGCCGGCCGUUGAAAAAAAAAAGUCGGCGGCCUCCCAAGUGGUGCGGGUUUCAUGCUGACAACCGCAGGCCGAUAUGUGGCGUACUGGUGGUUUAAAUACGAGAUGAUUUGAUACAUCAAUAGGCACUCUAUCAUGACGAUGAUGUAGACCCCUGGUUAGUCCGGUUCCGACGCCGGAUGAAACAUGUAGGGUCAGCGUCAGAGGUGUUCAACCAGGAUUUUGACGAUACGGGCACAACGCCUA